AUGCCUUCCGACAUGGUCGACACGCCCCAAGGGGGCUUUUCGCUCAUCUAUCAGAAUCCCUAUCUCCUAGGAGUCGCGUCGUUCUCAACCCUCGGGGGGUUGCUCUUCGGCUAUGACCAAGGUGUCAUCUCUGGAGUCAUCACGAUGGAAUCCUUCGGGGCGCGAUUCCCUCGUGUCUACACAGACAGUGGCUUCAAGGGAUGGUUUGUGUCGACACUUCUGCUCGCUGCUUGGUUGGGCUCCCUCAUCAACGGGCCCAUUGCCGAUAGACUGGGUCGCAAACAUUCAAUCAACAUAGCUGUUGUCGUUUUUGUCGUUGGCUCAGCCAUCCAGUGUGGUGCAGUGACUAUUCCGAUGCUCUUUGCUGGUAGGGCUAUCGCAGGACUGGCGGUUGGUCAGUUAACGAUGGUAGUGCCACUCUACAUUUCAGAGGUUUCUGUGGCCGAGAUCCGGGGUAGUCUUGUUGUUAUCCAGCAGCUUCCUAUCACCAUCGGCAUUCUGGUUAGCUACUGGAUCAACUAUGGCACCAAUUACAUCGGCGGAUCGCGCUGUGCCCCGAAUGUCCCCUACACCGGUACAUCCAAGUCUUCGCCUGUCUUUGAUCCCUACCAUGAUGUACCGUCUGGUGGCUGCGAAGGCCAGUCCGAAGUCUCGUGGAGACUGCCAUUGGCACUUCAACUCGUACCAGCCAUGAUCCUGGGACUAGGCAUGCUCUUCUUCCCCGACACACCCCGAUGGUUGAUGAUGAAGGAACGCGACGAGGCGGCCUUGCACGCACUAUCAAAGUUGAGACGGAGCGCAAGGGACUCCCCGGUCCUUGUCAACGAGUAUCUUGAGAUCAAGGCUUCGAUCAUGCUGGAGAACACGUUUGUACGGGAGCAUUUCCCUAACAUGUCUGGGGUGCGAUUGCAUGCUGCCGAGUAUCUAUCUUUCUUGACGACGUGGGUGCGCUUCAAACGCCUGGCGAUCGGCUGCACGGUCAUGUUCUUCCAGCAAUUCAUGGGAUGCAACGCGAUGAUUUACUACGCGCCCACAAUCUUCGCCCAACUCGGCCUCGACGGGAACACAACCUCCCUCCUCGCCACCGGCGUUUACGGCAUCGUCAACUGCCUCAGCACGCUCCCCGCCCUCUUCCUGAUCGACAAGGUCGGUCGCCGUGCGCUCUUGAUGUCGGGGGCCGUGGGCACCUGCAUCUCCCUGGCGAUCGUGGGCGGGAUCAUCGGUGGCUACGGAUCGGAUCUCGUAAACCACAAAUCAGCCGGGUGGGCCGGCAUCGCGUUCAUCUACAUCUACGAUAUCAACUUCUCGUAUUCUUUUGCACCUAUCGGCUGGGUCCUGCCGUCGGAGAUCUUCAAUCUCUCUAUUCGCUCCAAGGCCAUCUCGAUUACGACCUCUGCGACCUGGAUGUGCAAUUUUGUCAUCGGCCUGGUGACCCCGGAUAUGCUCGAGUCCAUCACCUACGGCACGUAUAUCUUCUUCGCGGCAUUCUGUCUCUUGGCUCUGGCAUUCACGUUCUUUUGCAUCCCAGAAACGCGUGGAAAGACCCUCGAGGACAUGGAUCUCAUAUUUGGCGACACGGUUGCCCACGAUGAGAAGGAGCGCAUCGUGCAGAUCGAAGCCGAAUUACGGGGGACGCGAUCUGUGGAUCAGGAUCUCGAUAAACGGCCGUUUGCGCAGCACGCUGAACACGCCGUCUAG
Messenger RNA from Aspergillus clavatus NRRL 1, 1698 nucleotides. RefSeq names its product sugar porter family MFS transporter. Lineage: Eukaryota; Fungi; Ascomycota; Eurotiomycetes; Eurotiales; Aspergillaceae. Gene Ontology annotation, cellular component: membrane. Gene Ontology annotation, biological process: carbohydrate transport; transmembrane transport. The record is from RefSeq and is a predicted model, not a curated record. Bases 1 to 1698 code for a protein of 565 amino acids. Gene Ontology annotation, molecular function: carbohydrate:proton symporter activity. The transcript has 12 exons.